This is a messenger RNA of Hyaloscypha bicolor E, 1787 nucleotides long. Its product is annotated as MFS general substrate transporter. The record is from RefSeq and is a predicted model, not a curated record. The transcript is spliced from 3 exons. NCBI's taxonomy places the organism in Eukaryota, Fungi, Ascomycota, Leotiomycetes, Helotiales, Hyaloscyphaceae. Gene Ontology annotation, biological process: transmembrane transport. Gene Ontology annotation, molecular function: transmembrane transporter activity. Bases 104 to 1579 code for a protein of 491 amino acids.
CAAUGCAUACCGAGUCCAGUUGCACCAAGUUCCGCAGUUAAUUUCGCUCAGUGAAUUUAUCUUGUAAUAAUUCUUUUUGAUCUAAUCAUCCUCAAUUAUUGAAAUGGACGAGUCUCAGCCUUUGCUGGGGCAGCUCAACGAGCCCCAAUAUGCCACUACUCCAAAUCCACUGGUCAAUUUUGAUCCGAAGGGAGAUCCAGACAACCCCUUAGAAUGGCCAAAGGGGUACAAGAUGGGUGUUGUCUGUUUACUUGCCUUGCUGUCUUUUACAGUGACCUUCACGUGCAUAGGUAUUGUCCCAGUUGCAGAGCGAAUCAUUUUCGAUCUCGAGGGGAGGCAGAGCAAAUCGGCCAGUAUACUACUCGUCACUGUUUGGGAACUCGGGGAAGCUUGUGGUCCCUUGCUCAUUGCCCCUCUUUCCGAGAUUUACGGGCGGUACCCGACAUUCAAUGUGGCAAACAUCAUUUUUAUCCUUGGUGUCGUCCUUACGGCAUCAAGUCCGACGACAGGUCUUCUUGUCUUCAGUCGCUUCUUGACCGGAUUUGCUGUGGCCUCAAACGUUCUCAACCCAGCCAUCAUCGGCGACAUGUUUCCAUCGGAAUCUCGAGGAUCCGGAAUGUCUUUGAUCAUGCUGGCUCCCCUUUUGGGAGGUGCUGUUGGGCCGGCAAUCAGCGGUCUCAUUGCGGAGUCCCUUGGCUGGCGAAAGAUUCUUUGGAUGAGCGCAGCUCUGGCGAUCGUCUCAGAGAUCCUUUUCAUCACACUCCUCCGCGAAACAUACAAAGUCUCCAUCUUGAAGCAGAGAGCCGCACGAUUGCGGAAGGAGACUCAAGAUGAAUCGAUAAAAUGUCCUUAUGAAACAGACGAAGCGGCCACCGAGUUGUACUGGUCUGCAUUGCGGACUUCUAUCAAGCGGCCUGUCGUUGUCAUGCUGGAUUCUUCUGUGCUUCAGAUAAUGUCUUUCUAUGGUGGAUUGAUGUUCACAUUAUACUACGUCUUGGCAACUACUUUACCGGGAAUACUGAUGGAGAUCUAUAGCUUUUCUCCAGCUCAGACGGGUUUGUCGUUCAUGAGUUUUAGCAUUGGUGCUACUGGUGGCAUCCUUCUCUCGAACACAUUUGUGGAUCAUAUAUAUAUCAAGCUAGGGAAGUCAUUUGGCACAGGAACUGCAAUUCCUGAAUAUCGAUUGCCAUUCAUGAUUACAGGAGCAGCACUCAUGCCGCCUGUUGUUGCACUCUACGGAUGGGCCCCAAACGCUCACUGGCCUGUUCAGACCCUCUUAAUGACUGUAGCUCUGCUCGGGGUCGUCUUGAUUAUGAGUUCGAUAGCCUUAUCGUCGUACGUUGUAGACGCUUUUGGGAUCUACUCUGCUUCUGCAAUGACAAUUGUUCUGAUUGCUCGUUGUUUGGGAGGCACUUUACUCCCGCUAGCAAUUCCUCCUCUGACGGACGCCCUUGGACUUGGAUAUGGCUUUGUGGUUUUGGGGGCUAUAUGUGUGGUGCUGAUACCUUUACCUGUGAUGGUGAUGCGUUAUGGACGUCACUGGCGCCAGAAUUCGGUGUACACAAAAGAUGAUCCCUGAAGGCUAGGCAAUUUUCAACCAGUGCGGAUUCCGCACUGCCGAAUCUCUUUCCCGGAGGCUCAUGCAUUAUGUGCUUACGAAACAUAUUGCGCCAACUAGCACCUGUGCUUUGAAACGUUUCGGUUAUAGACUCUUUGGAUUAGAUUGGUAGACUUUCUGACUCGAAAUUUAUGAUUUGAGUCAAAUGAACAAGCCUUCUCGCUUCAUU